Papilio polytes (common Mormon) is the source of this 576-nucleotide messenger RNA. RefSeq names its product ejaculatory bulb-specific protein 3-like. The transcript is spliced from 3 exons. NCBI's taxonomy places the organism in Eukaryota, Metazoa, Arthropoda, Insecta, Lepidoptera, Papilionidae. Bases 109 to 483 code for a protein of 124 amino acids. The record is from RefSeq and is a predicted model, not a curated record.
AAUAGGCAGGCUGCAACCCACUGCAUUAGUUGACAAUUUGCUUGCAAGUAGAACGCAUCUUACAUCUAGCUUGCUUGUGUAUCAACAAACAAUAUUUACAGAUCCAAAAUGAAUUCCUUCUUGAUGGUCUGCUUGUUGGCGCUCGCGGCUGCCGUAGGCGCGGAACAGUACACGGACCGCUACGACAAUGUGGACUUGGAUGAGAUCCUUGCCAACCGCCGCCUGCUGGUGCCUUACCUCAACUGCAUCCUCGAUGAGGGCAAGUGCUCUCCCGACGGCAAGGAACUUAAAUCUCACAUCAAAGAAGCGUUGGAGAACAACUGCGAUAAAUGCACUGAAACCCAGAAAUCUGGCACCAGGAAAGUGAUCGGUCAUUUGAUCAACAAUGAGAAGGAGUACUGGGGCAAGCUGACCGCUAAAUACGACCCUGAACGCAAAUACGUCACCAAAUACGAGACCGAACUACGCAAAAUCGCCGCCUAAUUGACCAGUUGCAUCUGAUAAAAUGUUGUAAAUAUUUUCAAAAGUUCCCGUUUUCAAUAAAUUAUUUCGAUGAAUAAAGCAUUAUGAAAAGUU